AUGGGCCGAGUCGACUUAAAAAGGAGCGUCGAGGCGAUCCAAUCCACACCUGACCUCCCUCCUACCUACUUCACAAUCCCUCUCACCUUCAAAAUGCAGGGGCUAUUCGUCCUUCUCUCCCUUUCCAUCCUCCUUUUCUCCGCAUCCCGAACGAGAGGGCAAAGUCCUUGCCCCGAUCCCGAAGAUAUCCUCCCUUGCACUUGCUACCACAAUGGAAAUAUUGUGAAUGUCGCCUGUUUAGAUGCCACAUCCAGCGAGCAGAUCUUCUCUGUCUUCAACGACGUUAACUGGCUCUUCAAGAAACUCACGGAAUUUUGGAUCAUGAGCACCGAAGGAGUUCGAGAGUUGCCCGAAGGAGUCUUUGGUGACGUCAUGUUCCAAUCGAUAUCGGUCUCCCAAAACGACUUCGUCAGCAUCCACCCUUCGGUCCUGCUAUCCUCGAAAGAUCGAAUCCAGGACCUGUUCUUCUUCGAAACCCUCCUGGAAGAGUUCCCUUGGGACACCUUUCCGCAACUUACCAAUCUCACCGAAGUCGACGUCAUUCAUAAUGCCCUAACCACUCUGCCAUCGCUUCAAAGUGCCAGUCUGGGUUUCCUCUCAGUCCGUUCGAAUCAAAUACACGUCAUUGAAGCCGCGCCAUCUCUCCCAAAUCUAAGGCAGCUUCACUUGGAUGAUAAUCCCAUUUCGGAGCUACCGACUGGAUUCUUCAAUGACAUGGGGAAAUUGGAGGAAUUUUGGUGUCAGUAUUGUUCCUUUGGACCAACUUUGCCAACCGGCUCCUUCCAAUUCCACAGUGAAAGAAUAUCGCAUGUGGACCUCUGGGGCAACUCCAUCUCAACUCUAGAGUUGGAUGCGAUCGCAGGUAUCCAGUCCAACACGAGAAUAGUUCUUCGCGAGAAUGUCAUAACCGAAUUGACAGAGGCUUCCUUCCGCCCCAUAGUGGAGAUCCUCUCGCAGGGUGAUGGGGAGAUGGACGUGUAUGGAAACCCCGUGGAGUGUGGGUGCAGCAUCGCCUGGCUGAUACUUAAUCCAGACUUCUUAGGAAGAGUGAUUGGUGCUUGCGCCGACGGAACGAAUUUCCAAGACCUGGAUCCGAACAUUUUCCAGGAUUUCUGCAUCAAAAGUGAUCCUCCUAUGCCUGGCGACUAUACCAUUUGGAUUAAUUCCGACUAAAUUCCAGAAAUAAAUUGACUUUGAGG
This is a messenger RNA of Darwinula stevensoni, 1199 nucleotides long. The record is from the annotation of a GenBank genome assembly. Lineage: Eukaryota; Metazoa; Arthropoda; Ostracoda; Podocopida; Darwinulidae.